AUGGAACUGUUGUUAGCAAGAGUGACGGUAUGUGAAGAAUACACACCCAAGAUAGUGGUGAAGGAAAUGUUGGAAAAAUAUUCGGACUUCUUGAAUCCAUUCAAUCUCGACUACCGUCGGCAUAUCGCCGACAGACUAUACGGACGCGGUUCCUGCAGCUUAGCUUGUUUGCCUUGUGGAACUCUAGUGCCUUGCAAUGUGACAUGGAGGAGUAUGAUUGACAAUGUUCACAGACAAUGUGAUAAUUUGAUUUCCGACUGCCACUUCAAUAGCAACAAGUUUUCAUGCUGUAAAUACUUUUACACAGUCGACUCCGAAUAUGGCCAGUGUUAUUCAUUUAACAGUUUGCAAGGCCCGAAAACAAAUAAUCGUCAGUUUUUUGUCAAUAGCAGCACUGGGCCUGGUGUACUGUCCUUUCGUCUAUUGUAUGAUGCACAAAUAUCCGUACACAGUUCUGAAGAAUUAUCCACGAAUGAUUUGGACAAGAAAUUCAGAUUCGAUGUCAACACUUACGUUGACAAAGUGGUGGACUAUUUAUUUUCCAUAAUAGAAGUGGAUAAUGAACUUGUGUUAGAAAACGAGCAUGUCAGUACCAGACGAUGUCGAUAUAACUACGAAAUACCAGAUCUUCCGUUUCAUACGUAUCAGGUUUAUUCUUACGGUGCAUGUCGUUUAGCUCAAAGUACGAACAAAUCUUUUAAUUAUUGCGGUUGUGUGCAUCCAGUACGAGAUCUGCGGUACAAAGAUUAUUAUUGCAAUUAUACCGGAAUAAACUGCUUAAUAAGAUACGAAGUUCAAAAAACUAAAUUGGGUAAAGCUGACAACCCUGAUGCUGAAGACUGUUUACCGUCAUGUAUCGAGAGUGAACUGAGCACAGUCCAUUUAUCUAAAAGACGGCAGCCUCAAGCUCAAUAUGACGGAGCUAAAGUAAACAUACGGAUGGUCUCCUUACCCACACUUCGUUACCAGAAGAGUUUACUCCGAACCAACUUGGAUUUUGUGGUGACAGUAGGCGGCAUGGUGGGUCUUUUCUUCAGUGCAUCGAUACUAAGUUUCGUAGAAAUAUUUUACCUUAUAUUUAGAUCACCUAUUAAAUAA
Messenger RNA from Pararge aegeria (speckled wood butterfly), 1098 nucleotides. RefSeq lists its product as uncharacterized. Lineage: Eukaryota; Metazoa; Arthropoda; Insecta; Lepidoptera; Nymphalidae. Bases 1 to 1098 code for a protein of 365 amino acids. The transcript has 11 exons. Gene Ontology annotation, cellular component: membrane. Gene Ontology annotation, biological process: sodium ion transmembrane transport. Gene Ontology annotation, molecular function: ligand-gated sodium channel activity. The record is from RefSeq and is a predicted model, not a curated record.